CCCAUCCCCGCGCUUUUAUUCCCCCGACUCCGUCGCACCUCCCCCCACGAUGCAGUCGCGGCUCCUCUCCCUCACCACCCAGAGACCACCGCGCGCACCACCACGGCUCCCUCUCCCUCUCGCACCGUGGCGCCGCCCCCCGUCGCCGCCGCCGCCGCGAUGCCGCUCGCGGUGGGGCCCGACGGCACGGAGGAUCAGCAGGAGGAGGAGCAGUGGAUGAAGGGGGCGCCCAGCGCGCUUGAGGGCCUCGUGGUGGGGAGCUACUGCCACGACGUGCUGCUCCGGGGCGGGCGCGUGGUGGGGAAGACUCUCGGCGGGGCCGCGGCCUUCGUGUCCAAUGUGCUCGACGCCGCGUCGCCUCGGGCGGAGGAGGACGAGGAGGCGCCCUUCGUUGUGGUGUCCAAGGUGGGGCACGACUUCGCGUACGUCUCCGCGCCGGCGCCCGCGCGGCACCCGCCGCUGCUCUGCGCGUCGCCCACCACCUCCUUCCACGCCCAGUUCUCCGACGCCGCCGCCUCGGCCCACGCCCCCGACCGGGAGCUCCGGCGCGUGCGCGCCUGCGACCCGAUCUACCCCGCCGACCUCCCCGAUCGACGCUUCGCCUACGGCCUCGCCGUCGGCGUCGCCGGGGAGGUGCUGCCGGAGACGCUCGAGCGGAUGAUACGGCUCUGCCGCGCGGUGCUCGUGGAUGUGCAGGCGCUGAUCCGGGCGUUCGACGGCAACGGCGCCGUCCGCCACGUGGCUCUUGAAGGGACGCCGUACGCGCGGCUUCUCCCGCGGGUGGCGUUCCUCAAGGCGUCGUCGGAGGAGGCGCCGUACGUGGGGGUGGAGACGGCGAGGCGGCGGUGCUGCGUGAUCGUGACGGAGGGGAGGGAUGGGUGUCGGCUGUACUGGGACGGUGGGGAGGCGCGCGUGGCGCCGUUCCCCGCCGUGCAGGUGGACCCCACCGGCGCUGGAGACAGCUUUCUCGCCGGUUUCGCAGCCGGGCUGUUGUGGGGGUUGUCGGCGACGGACGCCGCGCUGCUGGGGAACUUCUUUGGCGCCGCAGCCGUCUCGCAGGUCGGCGUCCCCACCUUCCAUCCCAAGAUGUUGCAGGCUGUUAAAGAAAUACUCGAGGAUAAGGCAAUAAAACGAUCUAGUACAUGUAUAAACGGCGCUGCUUUUACCUUCGAGAGGUCAAAUAUGCACGAUGAGUUGCACGCAUCUCUCCACGAAGUGGCAAGGCUCAUGUCUGAGCAGCAGCAAAUUGAUCCGGCAAACGGCAAUGGAGAUAUUUGUUCACAUAGGAACUGACUUCACAGUUAAGUUUUUGGCAAAAUAAUGCUGAAGUGCUACCCAGAUUUCACAUUGGGAUCUGUGUAAAUACGUAGCCAACAAAUGGAGAGAAGUUGUGCAUACACUAUGUCUGUAAUAGCUGACGAGAAAAUGAGAACCGAUCAGCUGCGUUGUGCCGCUUGUACGCAUCCCGAUGUGCUAUGUUGAAUCAAUUUGCUCUUAUGAGUUUUGAAGCA
Molecule: messenger RNA, 1511 nt
Organism: Phragmites australis (common reed)
Lineage: Eukaryota; Viridiplantae; Streptophyta; Magnoliopsida; Poales; Poaceae
Product: inositol 3-kinase-like
Exons: 2
Coding region: 160-1293 (377 amino acids)
Biological process (GO): myo-inositol hexakisphosphate biosynthetic process
Molecular function (GO): kinase activity
Source: RefSeq, a predicted model, not a curated record